AUGAAGCUCAAAAACCAGAAUAACCACCUCUCGUUAACCCCUACGCUCACAAAUUAUAGUAUACCUAAAGAACAUACUGUAAUUUGUGACAUUCAAGAUACCCUUUUGAUAAAUUCAAAAUCAUUUUUUCCUUACUUCAUGCUGGUUGCUUUCGAAGGAGGAAGUAUACUCAGAGCAUGUUUCUUGUUGUUAACCUACCCUCUAUUGAUUCUCUUAAACCAUGACCACAUGCUCAGGUUGAUGAUCUUAAUCACAUUUUGUGGGAUGAAUGUCCAAAACUUGGAGAACAUUAGUAGGACAGUUUUGGCCAAGUUUUAUCUUGAGAACUUAGACCAUCAAGUCUAUGAGUUAGUCUUUGGAAACAAUAAAGAAGUAGGAACCACACGGGUUGUGGUGUUAACUAGUGUACCUAGAAUGAUGGUAGACGGGUUUUGUAAAGAGUAUUUGGGUUUUUAUAAUGUGGUUGGGACCGAGUUGCAUAGUGUUGGGGGUUAUUAUAGCGGGUUUGUGGCUAGUUCCGGUGUGGUUGUGAAACAAAAAGUAUUGAAGGAGUGGUUUGGUGAUGAAAUCAAACAAGAGUUUGGUGUAGGAAGCUGUGAAGCAACUUAUGUGAUGAUCCAUGAAGAUACAAAGAUGUAUUCAAGAAGACAAAUGCCAAGAGACAAGUAUCCAAAACCAUUGGUUUUUCAUGAUGGAAGGCUUGCUUUUCUUCCAACUCCACUUGCAACGUUAGCCCUCAUUUUAUGGUUCCCUUUUGGCAUUUUCGGUGCAUUACUUGGACUCUUAGCAGGCGUCUUCCUCCCACAUAAAGUGAAUAUCUUUGUAUGUGCUAUAAUGGGGUUAAAACUUAGGGUUAAAGGUUGUGAUUACUCAAGGGAAAAGAGAACCAACGAACGUGAUGGUGGGGUUCUUUUUGUUUGCACACACCGUACUCUUUUGGAUCCGAUCUUCUUAACAUUGGCCAUCCGUAAGCCAUUAACUGCAGUUACUUAUAGUGUAAGUAAGAUGUCAGAGAUCUUAAGCCCAAUUAGAACGGCUAGGUUAACGAGAGAUAGGAAAAUAGAUGGAGAGAUAAUGAAUAAGUUAUUGAUUGAGGGGGAUUUGUUUAUUUGUCCCGAAGGAACAACUUGCAGGGAGCCUUACUUGUUAAGGUUCAGCUCUUUGUUUGCGGAGUUGACGGAUGAGAUUGUGCCUGUUGCCGUGAACACACAUGUGACCAUGUUUUACGGGACAACUGCAAGCGGAUUCAAGUGGUUGGACCCGAUUUACUUUUUGAUGAAUCCUAGACAAACCUACUAUGUUCAUGUACUGGAGAAAUUGGACAAGGGACUCACUUGUGGUUUUGGAAACAAAGCUAGCCAUGAGGUGGCUAACCACAUCCAAAAACUACUUGGUCGUGCAUUAAUGUUUGAAUGUACAAAACUUACUAGGAAGGACAAAUAUUUGAUGCUUGGUAGUAACCGGAUUAUGCAUGAUGAUUAUACUAAAAAUUCCUAA
Messenger RNA from Erigeron canadensis, 1497 nucleotides. RefSeq names its product glycerol-3-phosphate acyltransferase 1-like. NCBI's taxonomy places the organism in Eukaryota, Viridiplantae, Streptophyta, Magnoliopsida, Asterales, Asteraceae. Gene Ontology annotation, cellular component: membrane. Gene Ontology annotation, molecular function: phosphatase activity; glycerol-3-phosphate 2-O-acyltransferase activity. The record is from RefSeq and is a predicted model, not a curated record. Bases 1 to 1497 code for a protein of 498 amino acids. The transcript is spliced from 2 exons. Gene Ontology annotation, biological process: cutin biosynthetic process.